This is a messenger RNA of Symbiodinium necroappetens, 3636 nucleotides long. Lineage: Eukaryota; Dinophyceae; Suessiales; Symbiodiniaceae. The record is from the annotation of a GenBank genome assembly.
AUGGCGGAAGCUUCCAGGGAUUUGGCACAGGGCACCAUCGAGGUGAUGGUGUCCGAAGUUGUUUGUGCCAAGGAGCGAAUGGAAGCGCGGGAGGUGGAAGAAGCAUACCAGAAAUUUGAAGAAAGCGAAGAACAUAUUCAGGAGUUGCUGGACAGGGGUGCCAUCACGAAUGAUGAAGCUCGCAAACUGCGGACCAGAGCAAAGAUGCAUCAGCAAGAUGCUGAGCCCGACAGACCCAAAAUCUCCAGCGCAGUCAUGGCAGGCGCCGAUCAGAUGACGAAUGAGCAAAUGAUCGAAGAAGCCUUAAAAGGCAAACGCAGAUUUUGGCUCUUUGAAUGGAUGCGCAAAUUUUUCAGGAUCGACAGACUGCAAGACCGCAUCUCCCGCGAGAAACGUCGACGGGCCCACCCAGACUUUGUACAUAAGUGCCCCGUGAUUUCCGGCAUGGUGAAGUCCGGCAUGACUGGCUGCCGUAGUGCCGAGUCCACGAAGCAGCUGGAAGUUGGUGUUCGGCGCAGGACCUUCGAGCUGGUGACAUUCUUCUUAGUUGCUUUGAACGGUCUCCUUACCGGCGUCCAAAUCUCUGUCUGCGGCCUAGGUGCAGGGAACGGCAGGCAGAUCCGGAAUUUUUCAACGCCGGGACCCAAGCAGCCCGAUCCAUUCGAGUUUGUCUCGCCGCCCACGCCACUGAUGGUAGAUCAGUCUGUGGAGCUGCAUGGCCAGCAUGAGUGUAGGAAGCCCUUUUCACAUCAGAUGCAGUGCGUGUGCACAGAUUCACAGGAGAUCUUGCAGCCGUUCUUUCUGUGUGAACCUCCCGAGCAGGUUCGGCUCUUCAUUACACUAUUUUGCGUCAGUGUCGCUGCUGGCCUGAUCGUGAAUCACCCAGCAGCCGUUCGCUUCUACCGAUUGACAACGCGGGCAAACUUGACGCACAACAGCCGAAGAGGUCUUGGAUACACGGCCUGCAAGGCCUACGGCCUCAUACCAAUCCCGCAGCUGCCAGAAAGUCACUUCCAGAUGGUUGGCUGGCUGCUGGUGGUGUCUCUUCUUCUGGCUUGCCACUCUCAGUUGGCUCCGAGAUUCUUUUUGUUCGCUGGCUUCGGUCUUUACUUCCUGUACUUCGGCCAGUUGUUCUGCGAGUCCAAGCAUGGCGGUCAUGGAGCCUUGUUGUUGCCUUCGGUUCUUCUGCUCCUGGCCCUGAGUGGGGGUCCGAAGGGAACCCCAUGGAGCCUUGUCUUCAUCAAACUGUUCCUGGGAGUAGUCUACUUUGCUGGUGCCGUAUCAAAAGUCGUGGUGCCGUGCGUUUUUCGACGCCCUUGGCUCGGCAGCACAAUGCAAGCAUACAUUCUGGAUGCGAUGUGGAGCCGGCCACACUCCUGGGGUCUGGUGCAGAAGUUGCAGCUCAUGCUGCUUCAACGCUGGUGGUUGUGCACAUCUAUGGCAGUGUCCGCCCUGAUUUUUGAGUUUGGGUGGCUGCCUCUUGUCCUGCUUGGCGGUCGAACAGGAUCUGUUCUUGCAGGUGCAGUGGCUUUUUCAUUUCAUCUUGGCGUCGAUGUUUUGCAGGGCCUGGACUUCAAGCCAUUCUGGUGUCCGGUUUUCUGGGUUUUCCUGCCGGACUUACAAUCCAUGUGGCAUGGCCAGGAGAUGCUUUCCAACGAGACAUGGACCGCAGUCCUUGCGCAAGGCUUUCUCGAAGAACCCUGCCGUUGGAUCAUGAGUGCAACUUACCUGCUCCUCCAGGUGGUGGUUGCUGUACGCUUCAUGGACUGCAGAGAGGGCAUGGAAUGCUUGCCGCUCACUUGCUGCCCGAUGUUUGCGGUGCCCCGGAACGUUUUUCAAGACGAACUUCGCGGUGGGGUGUUGACAGACAUGGAUCUUCGCGGAGGUGGUCACGUGGACUUCGCUUACAACUUCUUUCCAUGGGCAUCAGAUCUUCCCCUGGGAGAAGUUGACAUGAAACGUAUACCGGGUCGGGUCCUUUUCUGGAUGUCGACGCUUCAUUGCGAUCCAAAUCUUGAAAGACUGCUGAACCCGGAUUACUUAAACAAGGAGCUCCUCCUUAGCGCAAACUUCGACAUCUCCCCCUCCUUGGAGUCGAAGCUUUACGAAUAUGUCAUGCAACUCGAGCAGGCGUCCCCCGAAGAUUGGGCUGACCCUGCGAAAAUUGGCUCCAUCGUGGAGCUGCAAGCAGAGUGCCGGAAACUUUUUGAAGCACAUGCCCCCUGCAACAACUCCGUUCAGGACUCGGUCGAUUCGGGCGAGAUCAACGUCAGUAAGGGACCCGUCUUGCUGGAUUUCAUGAGCUUCUUUACACCAACGUUCUGUUUCAUCGCAGAGAUCAUACUGCGUGUCAUAGCAGACGGUUGGACUUGGUUCUUCACUGCAGGGAAUGCCAGCGACGUGGUUCUGAUCGCAGUUACAGGAAUCAUCCCGAGCUACAUUCUGGGGCCUGUCUUUGACUUCCAGAGUCCGCUUUUUCGGAUUGGCCAGGCUUUGCGGUGUAUCCGCCUCAUCAGAAUCUUGAAAAGCGUUCGCACUAUCAGCUAUUUCCGAAUUCUUUGGUCGCUUGUCAGCGGCAUUGUCGACAGCGGUCGUAUUCUGCUCUGGACACUGACGAUUAUUACAGUGGUUCUGUACAUGUUUUCGAUCUUUUUCGUUCAGUUGCUGCUGCACUCUGGCCUAGAGUUCACCCCAGAAGUGCAAAGCGCCGUCAUCGAUGUUCAUUUCUCGACGGUCCCCGAUGCCAUGUUCACGCUCUUUCAGUGCCUGACGCUGGAUAGCUGGACCUCUUUGAGCCGACCUUUGCAAGUUGGCCAUCCACAAAUUGGGAUACUCUGGGUGCUGUACGUGGCGGUGGCUUGCAUGGUGUUGAACAAUCUUGUCAUUGCUGUGAUUGUGAACAACGCCUUCGCCCGCGCAGAGCAGGAUGAAGAGCUCCAAGCUUCGAUUGCACGGGAGACGACCGAAGGUGAACUGAAUGAUCUCAGGACUUUGUUCGACGAACUCGCCAAGGAGGGAAGCGCAUACCUUUCGCGAAAGGACUACGAGCAGGCCCUUGGAACAAGCGAGUCCCUGUGGACAAAGCUCAAGAUCGUGAACUUGGAAGAGAACGAGAUUUUGAACCUUUGGUCGUUCAUUGAUUUCCCCGAAGAAGUUGAUCGCGAAUAUUUCGCUUCGCAGAUCCGAAAUCUGAAAGGCGAAUGCAAAGCAAAGACAAGCUUUACCGUAGCCAUGACCCUGAAGAAGUUGGAUACGAGACUGAACCAGGCCAGAACAAACUUAGAGGUGCACAAGCGCAUGUGCGAGGAGCUGAAGAAAGAAUCGAGGGAGGCGCAGGUUGAGCUAUCAAGAACGUUGUUCGAGUUGCGACAAUUCAUGAUUCUGACCUACCGAUGUAUACCUUCAAAUGCCACCGUCACCACCAAAAACAAAGUUCAAAAGGUUGGUGAAAAGGUUUCGACGAGGGUGCAGCCACUGCUCACACCGCUGCUGAACUACCCGUACGAGCGCGUCCCCAUGAGCAUAGAAGAGCAGAAGGAAGGUUGGGCACUUCCCGGUGAAGUACUCGAGCAAAAACCAGAGACGACGCUUAAGCCUGGGACGCUGCCUCACGCAUCACGCGCCAUCCGGAACUGA